GAGAAAGAACCAAGAGUUGUCCGGCACCUGCUGAAGACCAACUCACUCACAAGUGUCCCGUUUUCCAGAUGAGGAAACCGAGCCAGGCCCCCGACCCCCGCUGCGGCCCCAGGACCUCUGGUCAGCCCCACCCCAACCUGCAGCAAGACCAGGGCAUCAUCGAAGAGCAGCACGCGCUCCGCCCGUAGCGGGGUGACCGUCACAGCCCAGCACGGCCCCGCCCAAGCCCAAGCCGCCCCCAUUGACGAAGGAGACCGUGGUGUUCUGGGACAUGCGCCUCUGGCACGUGGUGGGCAUCUUCUCGCUCUUCGUGUUGUCCAUCAUUAUCACUCUGUGCUGUGUCUUCAACUGCCGCGUGCCACGGACCCGGAAGGAGAUCGAAGCCCGGUACCUGCAGCGAAAGGCAGCCAAGAUGUACACGGACAAACUGGAGACUGUGCCGCCCCUCAACGAGCUCACAGAAAUCCCCGGAGAGGAUAAGAAGAAGAAGAAGAAGGAUAGUGUGGACACAGUGGCCAUCAAGGUAGAGGAGGAUGAAAAGAAUGAAGCUAAGAAGAAGAAAGGAGAAAAAUGAGAAGGGCUUCCUGGAGGUGGCAGCUGGGGCUGGAUAGCCCUGGGGCUCAAGUCCAGGCCAGGGUCCAGGCAUCUCGGACUCCAAGCUCACACAUGGACCACAGAGGUUGCAGAACACCCUCUUCUCAGCUCCGACAGGGUGGCUGAGGCCCCAUCGUUACGGCCCGUCAGGGGCAGAGACAGGACUGCCUCAGGUGUCCUGCCUCCCGGCAUGGACUCAGCCCCUGUCGCCUCACCCAUGUGGCUGUUCAGCCAACGUGGUCUCUGGCCACUGUUGCCCUGCAGAUCCAGAUCACACCCACCCGGACGUGCCUCUGUCCCUUCCGUCAGGAACAGCAGUGGCUCUACAGGGUUGACGGGAAGCAGUUUCCUCUCUCCGAAGGGGAUGGCCAAACUGGAUGGGCUGCAGUGUGAGGCCAUGCCCAGAACAGCCACAAGGAGGCAGAGGGUGUCUGGGGGAAGCUUCAGCUCUCAGACCUGGCUAGACAGCAGCCCUGGUGGCCAGAAAACUGUUCUAGGCCCCGUGGGGGUGCUGGCCAGGAUGGUGAACAGAGAGGCCCAGAGGCAGGGGCUCCAGCCCAGCAGAUACCCUGUGCCGAGCAACUGCAAUGGAGUGGAGGCUGCUGGGGGCCUGAGCGGAAGGCCUGGGGGCUCAGGGCUGGGAGCCGCAGGGCUGGGUCAGGGGUGCAGAAGGCUGAGACCAGCAGGCCAAAGGGAGAGGGGAAGAAAGCUGGUACUUGGGCCCCAUCUUGGGGAUCCAGGGAAUCAAGAAGCCCAGGGGAGGCUUGGGCCGUGCUGGCGGUCCCUUCUCUGUGGUGGCGGUGGGGAGGGGGUGUCAGGGCCCUAGGGGAUCAUCGCAGAGGGCAGUUAGGGGCCGGCCACCCCCCGGCUUGUGAAACAGAACAGCACACAGCUUCCUCCUCUACCAUCUCGGCUCUCAUGCCUCAAAACAUCACUGCUGUCCCGAAGGGAAAGGCCCAAAUACCACCUAGAGACUGAAUCUUUGGGGACGGGACACUCAGAGGGGUUUCCAGAUGGCAGCGAACCUCUGCUGAGGCGCUCAGGUCUGAGCCUGGAAACCAGAGGCUCCUGAGCUGGGGAAGCUGCUGGAAAAUCUCUCGCUGCCUCGGCAGCCUGCAGACACUUGUAAAUAAA
Prionailurus viverrinus (fishing cat) is the source of this 1728-nucleotide messenger RNA. RefSeq names its product transmembrane inner ear (gene TMIE). NCBI's taxonomy places the organism in Eukaryota, Metazoa, Chordata, Mammalia, Carnivora, Felidae. The record is from RefSeq and is a predicted model, not a curated record. The transcript is spliced from 5 exons. Bases 272 to 574 code for a protein of 100 amino acids.